GCCCGCUCCGCCGCCGCCAGCGCGCUCCGCUCCGCCGCGAUCUCUGCCCUCCACCGCCGCCAAGAUGCUGCUGUUGCUGCUGGGGAUCAUCGUGCUCCACGUCACCGUGCUGGUCCUGCUCUUCGUCUCCACCAUCGUUAGUCAAUGGCUGGUGAACGGAGGGCACACGGCAGACCUGUGGCAGAACUGCACCACCGGAUCCUACUUCCACUGCCUGGCAUCCUCCUCCAACGAAUGGCUGCAGUCUGUCCAAGCCAUGAUGAUCCUCUCCGUCAUCUUCAGUGUCCUGUCACUGUUCCUGUUCUUCUGCCAGCUCUUCACGCUCACCAAGGGCGGCAGGUUCUACAUCACUGGAGUCUUCCAGAUCCUGGCAGGGCUGUGUGUGAUGAGUGGCGCUGCCAUCUUCACAGUGAGGCACACGGACUGGCACCAAGCCUCGGAAAACACCUCCUACGGCUUCGCCUACAUCCUGGCGUGGCUGGCCUUCCCCCUGGCCCUGGCCAGCGGCAUCAUCUAUGUCAUCCUCCGGAAGCGCGAGUGACGCUGUGGGAUGUGGCCCGGUGUGACAGGGGCAUUGGCGAUGGCCUCACAGGAGACAGAGGCAGGGGAGAAUAGACGAGAAAACGGAAAAGAAAAUUAACAGCAACAACAACAACAACAAAAAAACAAAACAAAACAAAAAAAAACCCAAAAAAACCAAAAAAAAAACACCAAAAAAAACCAAAAAAGGGAAUAAACCCUCUCAUCCAAACCAAACCCAACCAACCCCCAGAGGAAACACUCAAAGAGUUCCUUGUUAAUUGAAGAUGUAUAUAGUAUCUAUGGUUUAAAAAACCUAUUUAUAACACUUUUUACAUAUAUGUACAUAGUCUUGUUUGCUUCUGUUGACCAUGUGCUGUUUUAAAGCCUAAAGCAAGUGCCUAAGGAACUCUCACUCCUAACAGUGUAACAAGAGCAGUGAUUUUUCUCUCAUGCAAAAUCCUCUUUGAGCUGAACUCUCCUGCCCUGUCCCAGCCCGUGUUGCUCCGUCAGAGCCCCCAGGCCUGGUUUUAGGCUGGCACGUAUCAGUCACACCUGGUCCCGCAGCCGGAGGGCUGGGCUCUGCUCCUGCCACAAGCUGUGAUCCAAAGGGCACGUCCAGAUCUGAUGGGAGACAGACGCUUCCAAAAGGUUUGAAGGAUUUCGGAGCAAAGGCUUUGAUUGCCCCAAGUGCCUAAAUGACUUAUGUGCCUAAAUCCCAUUGCCUUGCCACCACGCCCGCUGGGAAUCCGGGCUGUUAAAUCACUUAGGUGGAGCUGCAAUCCAGCCCGGGCUGUCCUCCCUUGCUCGGCUGCCGGGGUUGGGCUGUGCCGAGCCGAGCCCUUUGAAGUGCUGCUCCCAGCCUGGAACAUGCUCUGUCCUUGCCACGGAGCUAAACUGCCCUGAGAAAGCAGCCAGCCCAGUCUGUCCCUGAAAUCCAAUACCAGAUGUAUGAAAUGGUGCUAUCUAUUUGCCAUUCCUUACCCUGCUAAGCCAUUUAACCUUAGUCACUGGAAAGUCAGUUGAGGUAAACAACCAAGCUAGAAAUGAGAAAUAAUUCUGCGUACUAUAAAUGAGCUAUAACUGCUUUUGUACUUAGAUUUGCACUUACUAUUAUUUUUAAUAAAGCAUUUAUAACCAAGAUUACUUUUCCACCUCUGUGGUGCAGAGGAACAGAAGCAGCUCUGGCUGGAGCCCGUGGGGCUCUGGCACCGGAGCGAGAUGUGAGUCCUCUGUCUGUCAGCAACAAGUCUGGCCAUGAGUGGAACAGGCACCAGCACAGACCCCAGGCUGCCUCUGAGGACUCCAGACACUGUUGCUUUUUUUGGUUAAUUUUGGGGUUUUUUGGGGUUCUACUUUUUUUUUCUGCUUUGCUUUUCUGAUUUUAUACCGACUGUGUGGACUAAGAAGCAAUGAAAUAAAAGUCAGAAUAACUCA
Molecule: messenger RNA, 1956 nt
Organism: Cinclus cinclus
Lineage: Eukaryota; Metazoa; Chordata; Aves; Passeriformes; Cinclidae
Gene: PMP22
Product: peripheral myelin protein 22
Exons: 5
Coding region: 65-541 (158 amino acids)
Cellular component (GO): plasma membrane
Source: RefSeq, a predicted model, not a curated record